UCUGCCACUAUCCCUCUCAUAAAUAUCCAAUCUCCCUCUCUAUCGCUCUCUGCAACUGCUCUAUUCAACUUGGAGCAGAGACUCAACCACACCAACCAAAUUUUUAUUUAUUUAUUUAUUCAAAUAAAUAAAAACUUUAUAAUAUUUAUCGAUAAUUUCAACUAUGGGAAGCAACACUGUUGAUAUUUCCGACUCCAGCAAUCCCAAUGCUCCCUUCAAGCGCACUAGGAGCCACUUCGUUUUCCGCCUUCUCUGCCACGCGUCACGCGUCGGAGCUUUCAUCGGAAAGUCCGGUUCGGCGAUUAAGUCGCUUCAGCAACUCUGUGAUGCUAAGAUCCGAGUUGACAAUGCCCCGAUGGAGUGUCCUGAGAGAGUUAUUGUGAUUGUCAUCAAGCUUGAUGAAGGUCAUGAUGGCGGAGAAGUUCCCAAGGCGACGGAGGCUUUGCUGAAGGUGUUUGAGAGGAUACUGGACGUGGCUGCUGCUGAGAGUGAAGGGACUGAAGAAGUUGGAGAUAGGGUGGUUUCGUGUAGGCUGUUGGCGAAUGGUGGUCAGGCGGGUUCUGUUAUUGGAAAAGGAGGGAAGGUUGUGGAGAAGAUUAGGAGUGAUACUGGAUGUCGAAUUAGGGUUUUGAAUGACAAGUUGCCGGUUUGCAUUAAGCCUUCCGAUGAAAUCAUUGAGAUACAAGGCACUGCAUCAUCUGUUAAGAAGGCCCUCAUUGCUAUUGCUGGCCGACUUCAAGGUCCUCCUCCUCCUCCCGACAGAACAAAGAUGAUGGGAACCAGACCUAAUGAAGUAUCUCAGCGUGAAACUUCUGAUGUUCCCCAUGAGGGUUUAACUGAUCCUAAUAUGGAUUGCCAUUUGCAGCAGACCUCUGCAUUAUCUACUUCACCCAUUAGGUCUGAUGUCAGUGCCUCUAAAGUUCAUCCGUUGUCAGCUGAAGCUAAUAGAGUCUCAGCCCUGGAUCCGGAAGCACUUCAGCUGGAAGUUACCUUUAGAAUUCUUUGUUCCAGUGAUAGGAUUGACACUGUAAUUGGGAAAGAUGGAAGUACUUUGAAAACUCUUCAGAACGAAACAGGAGCUGGUAUAAUUGUUGGUCCCCCAGUAUUUGAGUGCGAGGAUCGGCUGAUUACUGUUACUGCUUUAGAGAAUCCUGAAUCGAGAUUUUCUCCAGCACAGAAGGCUGUUGUGCUUAUUUUCUGCAGGUCUGUUGAGGGUUCUGUUGAGAAGGGGCUAGACUUGCGAUCAUACAAGGGGCCACCUGUCACUGCACGACUUGUAGUCCCAUCCAACCAAGUGGGUGUUUUGUUAGGGAAAGCAGGAGCAAUAGUCUCCGAAAUCCGGAAGGCCACGUGGACCAACAUCCGAGUAAUUGGGAAUGGUCAAGUUCCAAAGUGUGCAUCUUAUAAUGAUUUUUUUCAUCAGAUAUCAGGUGAUUUUCCAAAUGUUCAAGAUGCAUUAUAUAAAGCUACUAGUAGACUGCGAGAUAACUUUUUUGCCAUAGCCCAAAACACUGGUGGAGCUGGUAUCUACAGGAGACCGAGUGACUCCGUUCCUUCAAGUCUUGGAGGCACACCAGUUGUUGGUGCUAAUCGUGACCUCAAUGUUCAUUCUUUAUCUCAAAGCAUAGAUCAUCUGACUCUUUCUCGAAAUUUAGACCGCUCUUCUGGAACAGGGGUAUGGACACCAAAGACGGUGGGUGGGAUAAAUUCUGGAUUCCCUGAUGAUGUGAGCAGGAGAUGGACUCCUCAUAAAGGUGGCUUAGAUCUUGGCAGUGGAAUUGCAACUUCUGUUGUAACUAAUACAACUGUGGAACUUAUGGUUCCGAAUAAUAUUAUUAGCCGCGUGUAUGGGGAAAAUGGUAACAAUCUGAAUCAGUUGAGACAGAUAUCAGGUGCCAAGGUUACCAUUCAUGAAGCUCAUCCGGGAACAAGUAACGGAACAACUAUUGUCUUAUCGGGCACACCUGAUGAAACCCAAGCAGCGCAGAGCCUUCUCCAAGCUUUUAUUAUCAAUGGAUCAUGAUAAUAUCACCUGGCCGAUGCCCCUUAAAUUUUCAACAGUUUUGAAUUUUGUCAGACAUAGUUUUCCCAUUUUUGCGAAUAAUUUUUUGACCUCACCAAAAAGCAUGUAUAGGUCAUUAAUUUUAUCCCGCCAAUAAUCUUUUGAUAAAUCAAUUCAGUGCAGGCUGUUCAUUGAACGGUAAUAUAUCGUCUCAACCCUGGUCUCUUGAUUCUCUUUAGGGUAUACUUCAACUCAUUGUGUUCAACUAUUCUUUUGGAAGUAUUUUCCUGAUAAAGAUUUCAACUCAUUGUGUUCAACCAUUCUUUUGGAAGUAUUUUCCUGAUAAGGA
This is a messenger RNA of Vicia villosa (hairy vetch), 2351 nucleotides long. Its product is annotated as KH domain-containing protein HEN4-like. The record is from RefSeq and is a predicted model, not a curated record. Gene Ontology annotation, biological process: regulation of gene expression. Gene Ontology annotation, molecular function: mRNA binding. NCBI's taxonomy places the organism in Eukaryota, Viridiplantae, Streptophyta, Magnoliopsida, Fabales, Fabaceae. The transcript has 7 exons. Gene Ontology annotation, cellular component: cytoplasm; nucleus. Bases 164 to 2023 code for a protein of 619 amino acids.